Molecule: messenger RNA, 2999 nt
Organism: Ceratosolen solmsi marchali
Lineage: Eukaryota; Metazoa; Arthropoda; Insecta; Hymenoptera; Agaonidae
Gene: mub
Product: poly(rC)-binding protein mub
Exons: 8
Coding region: 750-2174 (474 amino acids)
Molecular function (GO): RNA binding
Source: RefSeq, a predicted model, not a curated record
CACCGCGCAAGCGCGUCGACGCUUACUCCCACUUUUCCGCUUUCGCUCUUUCUUGAUCCAGUAGUGGAUGUCCGCAUCCCCUCUCGUUCGCCGUAGCGUCAAAAGCGGUGGCGGCGACGACGGGUGCAAUGGCGGGAGGUUGGAGGGGUAGCUAAUCGGCAUCGACGUACGUGCGGCCAGAGAACCUUAUGUACGUCGCUGUAGUCUCGUCCUCCCGCGUUUUCGUUAGUACGCACCUAACCCGUGCUGUAACCGUUGUGUUACUUUGUGUCGCUCGUCCUUGCCUCCUCCACAGACUGCCAGCAAGUGAAAAAGAGAGACAGAAGUAGAUUGUUAAAAAGUAAUAGUCAGUGUCGCCGCCGCGUUGAAUUGUGAAUCCGCAAGUACAAAUUGUAGACACGGUCCGUGGAGGAAGGUGUAUUUUUGUUUGUUGGCCGAGACGGAGAAAAGUGUCGAUGAGGUUGGUGCAGGAAGAAGAGAUCACCAACAAUAACGGCAACAGCCAUCGUCAAUGACCCUCGAGCCGCCAGUUUAGUGUGAACAGUUUACUUUCUCGGCAGACAUAAAAAGCAGUACUAGGAAGUCAACUAAUCAGGAAUCUUCCCAUCCAAAUUCCUGGGCCAACUUCGCACAUCUGACCAGUGUCCUGUUUCGCCUCCUUGGUCCCGCCUCCCCACGUGCAUCAAGUGACGUCAACAAUUGUGAGAUAUUAAUUCGUGAGCCCCGAGCUGAAAAAGUAGGUUUUGACAAUGGACGGCAUGGACAUCAAACCCGUGCUUAAUGACGACCCGUCGGUUACCCUGACUAUUCGUCUCAUCAUGCAGGGCAAGGAGGUCGGUAGCAUUAUUGGCAAGAAGGGAGAAAUUGUGAAGAGGUUCCGUGAGGAGUCAGGCGCUAAGAUCAACAUCUCAGACGGCUCAUGCCCCGAGCGAAUAGUGACGGUUACCGGUCCGACGAACUCCAUUUUUAAGGCAUUCACCUUAAUAUGCAAGAAGUUUGAAGAAUGGUGUUCGCAGUUCCACGACAGCCAGGGUGGUGGUGGCGCUGGAGGCGGCGGUGGUAUACCUAGGCCUCCGAUCACUCUGCGCCUCAUUGUACCUGCUUCCCAAUGCGGCUCUCUUAUUGGAAAGGGUGGCUCUAAGAUCAAGGAGAUCAGGGAGGUUACGGGCGCCUCCAUUCAAGUAGCAUCGGAGAUGCUACCCAAUUCGACUGAACGUGCAGUCACCAUAUCUGGUACCAGCGAGGCAAUCACUCAGUGCAUAUAUCACAUAUGCUGCGUCAUGCUAGAGUCCCCUCCCAAAGGUGCCACGAUCCCUUAUCGCCCCAAACCCCAAGUUGGUGGGCCACUGAUCCUGGCUGGUGGUCAAACCUUCACCAUCCAGGGUAAUUACGCGGUGCCCGCCCACUCGGACAUGGGGAAACUUGGUAGCAGUCCGUUAGCUGGCUUAGCUGCUCUGGGCCUUGGAGGACUUGCGGCACCAGCGAAUACAGGAGGUCUUAACCCAGCAGCAUUGGCAGCAUUGGCGGGUAGUCAGUUGCGCACCAACAAUACGAAUAGACAACAGCCAGCUGCCAACAACCAGACACACGAGAUGACGGUGCCCAAUGAACUCAUCGGCUGUAUUAUCGGCAAAGGUGGUACCAAGAUCGCCGAGAUACGCCAGAUAUCUGGCGCUAUGAUACGCAUUAGUAAUUGUGAGGAACGAGAGGGUGGACCGACAGAUCGCACUAUCACCAUCACGGGAAAUCCUGACUCAGUGGCGCUUGCUCAAUAUCUUAUCAACAUGAGUGUCGAACUGCAGAAAGCAAACCUAGAGGCCCAAAAUACCCAAAGCCCCGGGGGCGGCACCACUCCCGGUGCUUCCGGGGCCAGUGCUACUUCCCCCUCUACCACCACAACCACUGCCUCUCCCUUGGCCAGCGCCAUCCCACUGGCCCAGCUGCUGAGCAAGCCGGGCGCCCUUAACGCCCUAUCCAGUCUUACGGCCCUUGGCGGUCUCACGGAGUUGCUAGGGGGCGCCGCGGGCGCCGCAGCCACCGCCCUGCCCGUCCAGACGACGGGCGUCCAUCGCAGUCACAAGGCCUUCACGCCAAGGUUGAGAAGCCCAAGUGGUCCUGGGCCCAUCGACAGCGGCAAGUUCAAGUCCGAGCGAGCCAAGUACAAUCCCUACUAAGUUGCUAAGCUUCCGGAUGGCGCGGCGCCGGUAGCUUUGGAUCAACACGGCGUGCGUCGACCUUGCUAGCACUGACAGCGGCGUCGGUGUCUCGUAUCUCGAGCGACGAGUCUUCUCUUUUCUUCCUUUUCGGUUAAAUUCCCACCCACUCCACAUCCUACUGUUUUUUGUUCUUUUUUUGUUCUAUUUUUUUUAUCAUGCCCUUACUCGUCUCUUUUUAUAUGGAUUUACAACUAUUUGUGUUUUAUUAUUAUUAUUAUUAUUAUUUGUAGCACUCCUUUUUCGUAGUGCGGAUGGUGAACGCAUACGCAUUUCAUUUCGACUCUCAAAAGAUCUGUUAUUAUUUUUUGUUUUUGGUUUUUUAAUCUCGCUUCAGCCAAUAUACCCCUACUUUAUUGAAUUGGAAUUUUUAGCUUGUUAAUAUAAUGAGCUUUCUUCUUUUUAAAUUCUACAAAUAAAUCGAGUCUUAAUAAUAACUACUGUUAACGAUUUUUAAUGACACUUUUUAAAGCUAUAAUAAGGUAGGAAUAUAUUAUCUCGUUGAUGUUUAAAGAGACUUUGUAAAGAAAGCAUUUUGUUUUAGCUUAAAAUGCUCAUAGUCUGUAGGUUAUUUGUGCCAAAACAGAAAAAAAUAAUUUAACAGUCUUUGUUGGUGAAAUGAGAAUGAGAUAGAAGAAUGGUGUGUACUUGCAGCGGUAUGCCAUCGCGCCGUUUGAUACAGAGCCAAUAAUGGCCCCAUGCAAUUUGAUAACAUUUGCCUUUUGAUUAUUUAAUUUGAAUACAAGCAUUGUACUUGCUUAUUAUACUUUUACAAUAUAAAGAAAU